Penicillium nucicola is the source of this 774-nucleotide messenger RNA. RefSeq lists its product as uncharacterized. The transcript has 3 exons. Lineage: Eukaryota; Fungi; Ascomycota; Eurotiomycetes; Eurotiales; Aspergillaceae. Bases 1 to 774 code for a protein of 257 amino acids. The record is from RefSeq and is a predicted model, not a curated record.
AUGCGUUUCACGUCGCUUGUUACCCUCCUUCCUGCCCUGGCCCUGGCCCAGGAGCAAGUUCCCCUCGCCGACCGUGUGCAGGGAUGGUUCAACCAGGUCAAGUCCUAUGUGCCUACAGCCGCCCCGGUUGCUCCGGUCGAGAAGCUGGCCGAGAAGGUCACCGAGCAGCGCGUCACCCCAGUCACCCUCAACAACUGGCAGUCCAUCCUCACCCCCGGCCCCAAGGAAGAGGACUGGCUGAUCUUCACCACCGGUGGUAACAAGACCUGCUUUGGUCGCUGCGAGCGCGCCGAGAAGGCCUUCAACGAAUCCGUCCUUCUGUUCUCUGCCAACCCUACCUCUCCUCACCUCGCCUACCUGGACUGCGAGGCCAACCAGGUCCUUUGCGCCAUCUGGUCUGCCAGUGCUCCUGCCGUCUACUACUACCAGGUUCCCCAGGAGCGUCCCGCCGGCGAGGAGCGCGCCCCUACUCCCCUCCGCGCUAUCCACCUGAACGCCACCACCGUUACCCCCGAGGUUAUCUACAAUAUCCACGGAAAGAAGACCUACGAGGAGUCCCCCCUUUACGAGGGUGCUUUCCACCCCGUUGACGGCUGGCUCGCCCAGUACCAGCUUAACGUUGUCAUUGGCUACGCUAUCUGGGCUCUCGGUGCUGUCCCCAGCUGGUUGUUCAUGAUUGGCAUCAGUUUCUUCAGCCGUACCAUGAUGAGCCGCCGCGCGGGCCCUACUGGAAACGCCCCCGCUCGUGCUGCCCCCGCCGGUAGCGCGAACUAG